AUGCCAUCUUCGAUUCCUCGCCAAUCGCGUUCGCCGUCUCCAGAGAAUGAUAUCUUUGCAGUCCCCGACUUUAUUGUACCUCCACGCGAGAUCAAGACCGCCGGUUCAACGGACCUUACGUUCAAUGGCAUACUUCCCGCACCUCUCAAGCUGCACGAAGACCUCGCUGAAGGCUGCGGUGGCCAGCUCUGGCCAGCGGGCAUGACGCUUGCGCAAUAUAUGCUUGCGUACCACAAGAAUCUGCGAGACAAGCAGAUCGUUGAAAUAGGUGCUGGCGGAGGCCUUGUGGGCCUUGCAGUCGCCAUAGGAUGCGAGGUGAACACCCAGCUGCUCAUGACAGACCAAUUACCGAUGCUGGGUUUGAUGGAGAAGAACGUGGUGAUUAAUGGCCUCCAGGAAAAGGUCAGGCCAUCUGUAUAUGACUGGGGAAGCAUUGAAGUGCCUACUUUCUCCACAGCUACUGGCAAGCCGGAUCUCAUUCUUGCCGCCGACUGUGUAUACUUCGAACCAGCGUUUCCACUACUGCUCCGAACUCUGACAGAUCUCAUCGGAACAAACACGAUAUGCUACUUCUGCUUCAAGAAACGGAGGAAGGCCGAUAUGCGUUUCAUACGAGACAUGCGACGUACGUUGGAAGUUAAGGAGGUAACGUACGAUUGGCAAAUAGAUGAUAGAAGGAAUAUGAUCUUCCUUUACGAGGUCACGAGCAAGAUCAGAUCAUGA
Messenger RNA from Cyphellophora europaea CBS 101466, 723 nucleotides. RefSeq lists its product as uncharacterized. Bases 1 to 723 code for a protein of 240 amino acids. Lineage: Eukaryota; Fungi; Ascomycota; Eurotiomycetes; Chaetothyriales; Cyphellophoraceae. The transcript has a single exon. The record is from RefSeq and is a predicted model, not a curated record.